Carassius carassius (crucian carp) is the source of this 3682-nucleotide messenger RNA. RefSeq names its product sarcoplasmic/endoplasmic reticulum calcium ATPase 1-like. The record is from RefSeq and is a predicted model, not a curated record. Bases 464 to 3439 code for a protein of 991 amino acids. Gene Ontology annotation, molecular function: P-type calcium transporter activity; ATP binding; ATP hydrolysis activity. Gene Ontology annotation, biological process: calcium ion transmembrane transport; intracellular calcium ion homeostasis. Gene Ontology annotation, cellular component: membrane. The transcript is spliced from 22 exons. Lineage: Eukaryota; Metazoa; Chordata; Actinopteri; Cypriniformes; Cyprinidae.
UCGACAGCUUCCUUCAUCCGUGACAAACUGCUCACCGUUUCCUGACACGGAAAUUAGGCUGGCGCAGUUCUCGAUUACGGCGGUUUUUCUUUUUCAUGCACACACCGACAACGUAAGCAGCCUUUCUCUUCUCUCAGGUAACGCGAGCCAAUAAACGCUCCCGGACGGUGGCCAAACACGCGAGCUCACGGAAAAAGAGGCGGGAACCUCGCGCACCUUCAGAGGACGCGGAGCGAGUGCGCGCGCACUCACUGAGCUCGAGCACACACGGAGCAGCAGCUUCACGGGCUCAAACCGGCGGAUUGCAGAAGGGGCAGGUGGACGUCUGCGCAGACUACCACCUCCACUUGGCGGUCUAAAAGCAUCUCGGUGGAAAUUUGGCCACUUCAGCCCUUCCGUGAUCUCGGUGUCAUUUGUCACCAAUACAUGCCGUUCAAGUGGUCGUAGUAAACCGUUCCUCGAGAUGGAAAACGCCCACACUAAAUCUGCAUCAGAAGUUUUAGCAAACUUCGGUGUGAAUGAAAACACUGGACUCACGUUGGAACAAGUGAAAAUUAAUUUCGAAAGAUAUGGACCAAACGAGCUCCCAGCUGAAGAAGGUAAAUCAUUGUGGGAGUUGGUGGUGGAGCAGUUUGAGGACCUCCUGGUGAGGAUUCUGCUGCUGGCAGCUUGCGUGUCUUUCGUGUUGGCCCUGUUUGAGGAGGGGGAGGAGACAACCACAGCUUUCGUGGAGCCUAUUGUCAUCCUGCUCAUUCUGGUGGCCAACGCAGUCAUUGGAGUCUGGCAGGAGCGAAAUGCAGAGAAUGCCAUCGAGGCUCUGAAAGAAUAUGAGCCAGAGAUGGGCAAAGUCUACCGCAUGAACCGCACAGCCGUCCAGAUGAUCAAAGCUCGAGACAUUGUGCCUGGAGAUAUUGUGGAGGUUUCUGUUGGAGACAAGGUCCCAGCAGAUAUCAGGAUCACUUCAAUCAAAUCUACCACCCUAAGAGUGGACCAGUCCAUUCUCACAGGCGAAUCUGUGUCUGUUAUCAAACACACUGAUCCUGUGCCAGAUCCACGAGCUGUCAAUCAAGACAAAAAGAACAUGCUGUUUUCUGGCACAAACAUUGCUGCGGGUCGGGCCAUAGGUGUUGUCAUCUCCACUGGCGUUUCCACCGAAAUCGGUAAGAUCCGUAACCAGAUGGCGUCAACAGAGCAGGAGAAGACCCCGUUGCAGCAGAAGCUGGAUGAGUUUGGCCAACAGCUCUCAAAGGUCAUUUCCCUCAUCUGCGUCGCUGUCUGGGUCAUUAACAUCGGCCAUUUCGCCGACCCGGUCCACGGUGGCUCGUGGAUUCGAGGUGCGAUCUACUAUUUCAAGAUAGCCGUGGCCUUGGCAGUUGCAGCCAUCCCGGAGGGUCUGCCAGCUGUCAUCACCACCUGCCUGGCGUUGGGCACCCGUCGCAUGGCCAAGAAAAAUGCCAUUGUCCGUUCUCUGCCCUCAGUGGAGACGCUGGGAUGCACCUCCGUUAUCUGCUCAGACAAGACAGGGACCCUGACAACCAACCAGAUGUCUGUCUGCAGGAUGUUUGUGCUUAAUAAGGCUGAUGACACCAGCUGCUCCCUGCAUGAGUUCACCAUCACCGGCUCAACCUAUGCACCGGAGGGACAUGUGCUGAAAGCCGACAAGCCAGUGCAGUGUGGAGAUUAUGAUGGUCUGGUGGAACUGGCUACUAUUUGCUCCCUGUGCAAUGACUCUUCGCUGGACUAUAAUGAGGCCAAAGGAGUAUACGAGAAAGUGGGUGAGGCCACAGAAACUGCGCUCACGACUCUGGUGGAGAAAAUGAACGUAUUUAAAACUGACCUGUCUGGACUCAGCAAAGUGGACCGAGCUUCAGCGUGCAACUUGAUUUUCAGAAAGCUCAUGCAGAAAAAAUUCACACUGGAGUUUUCCAGAGACAGGAAGUCCAUGUCUGUGUACUGCACUCCCAGUGGCUCGAACUCUCAGAGCAAGAUGUUUAUCAAGGGCGCUCCAGAAGGUGUAAUUGACCGUUGUCAGUUUGUGCGUGUUGGUAAAGACCGUGUCCCAUUGACCAUGGCGGUAAAGGAGGAGCUGAUGAGCACUAUUAGAGACUGGGGGGCAGGCAGGGACACCCUGCGCUGCUUGGCUUUGGCAACACGAGACUCUCCCCCUCCUCAGGACAAAAUGGACCUUGAAAACUCUGCCAAGUUCUCGGAGUACGAGUCAAGUCUGACCUUCGUUGGCUGUGUGGGAAUGUUGGAUCCACCCAGAAAGGAGGUGAUUGGCUCAAUAAAGCUGUGCAGUAAGGCCGGUAUACGUGUCAUCAUGAUCACUGGGGACAACAAGGGCACCGCCGUGGCCAUCUGCAGACGCAUUGGCAUUUUCAAUGAGGAUGAAGAUGUGGAAGGAAGAGCCUACACAGGCAGAGAGUUCGAUGACCUUACUCCAGAGGCCCAGCGAGAAGCUGUGAAAAAGGCACGGUGCUUUGCCCGUGUCGAGCCUGCACACAAGUCAAAGAUCGUUGCUUACCUACAGUCCUUUGAUGAGAUCACAGCGAUGACUGGAGAUGGUGUGAACGAUGCCCCUGCCUUAAAAAAGGCUGAAAUUGGCAUCGCCAUGGGCUCAGGCACAGCUGUAGCCAAGUCAGCCUCCGAGAUGGUGCUCUCUGAUGAUAACUUCUCCACCAUCGUGGCCGCAGUUGAAGAGGGACGAGCCAUCUACAACAACAUGAAGCAGUUUAUCCGUUACCUCAUCUCCUCCAACGUGGGAGAGGUGGUGUGUAUUUUCCUGACAGCAAUCCUUGGCCUACCUGAGGCUCUAAUCCCCGUCCAGUUGUUGUGGGUGAACCUGGUGACAGAUGGUCUGCCAGCCACUGCCCUGGGCUUCAACCCCCCUGAUCUGGACAUCAUGGACAAGCCCCCCAGAAACCCUAAGGAGUCUCUCAUCUCUGGCUGGCUCUUCUUCAGAUACCUGGCCAUUGGAGGAUAUGUGGGUCUAGGCACUGUCAGUGCUGCCACCUGGUGGUAUUUGUUUGAUGAGGAUGGGCCACAGGUGUCUUUUUAUCAGCUGAGGCACUUUAUGCAGUGUACAGAAGAAAAUCCUAUGUUUCAGGGCAUUGACUGUGAGGUCUUUGAGUCCCGUUACCCCACCACCAUGGCUCUUUCUGUGCUUGUUACCAUAGAGAUGUUCAAUGCUCUUAACAGCCUGUCAGAGAAUCAGUCUCUGGUGAGGAUGCCACCCUGGGUGAAUAUAUGGCUGCUAGGGGCAAUAAUCCUUUCCUUAUCUCUCCACUUCCUCAUCCUGUAUGUGGAGCCUCUACCGCUGAUCUUCCAGGUAACUCCACUGAGUUAUUCCCAAUGGAUCAUAGUCCUCAAGAUCUCAAUUCCUGUCAUCCUAUUGGAUGAAGCACUCAAGUAUAUCUCCCGCCACCACUUAGAAGUUUAACUUUCUCCUCUCAUCUUUUAAAAGGUGAAGAGGAGGAAAGGUACAGGAAGAGUCGGCAGCUGAAAUUCUAGGACAACUUCCUCCAGACACACAUGAACACACACACAUGCGCACCCCUGCCUCUUUCCUCCAAGCUUUUAAGACUGCGCCCCGUGCAUACAAACACUCACACACACGUUUGUCAUCACUUAUCCUGUGUCUUCGCUGCAUGUCCAGCCACCACUAAAACAAGCAGGGCUUGUA